UGUUUCUAGUUGCAUGUUCUGUGGAACAAGAGGACAAUUCAGGCAUUCGUUUAUAACCAUGGAUUUAUGAUGGUGGCUGAGCUAUUUUACUAUUUACUCUACUCAAUACUGUGUAUACUCACAUAAAUAAACAUUCCCCGCACCGAAAUCAGUUUAUCAACAAAAGCUGCUCUACAUACGUCUCACCACCCCGCUUCAUAAUACUCCAUAUAGUACGUCUUAAACAUGCAACCAUCACAGGAUGAGUCCAACAAUUCCAUGGUACGGUGGUAUAUCGAUACUCGGGACCUAACAGCGACUACCUCAUCGCUCCCUCUACUGGAAACACUCCAGCCAUCAGACCAGGAGUCGGCCAAACGCUUCUAUCACCUGAAAGACAAGCAUAUGUCCCUUGCGUCCAAUCUCCUGAAAUAUCUGUUUAUCCACCGAACAUGUCGCAUUCCAUGGAACCAAAUUACCAUCAGCCGAACGCCAGCACCGCAUCAUCGGCCGUACUUCAACCCUGCAGACAUCACCCAAACUGCAGCUACAGACAAACCAAUUCCAAGCAUUGAAUUCAACGUCAGCCAUCAAGCAUCCCUGGUAGCUCUCGCAGGGACUAUUUUGCCGCCACCAAGCAACAAUGACUCGACUGCGCCUACCAAUGUUAUUACAAACCCCAAUCCCACCUCUACACCCUCCUCAUCCAUACCCCAGGUAGGAAUAGACAUUACCUGCGUGGACGAGCGCCGCAACACCGCGCACACUAGACAAGCGUUAGAAGAGUUCGUCAGUAUCUUCUCUGAAGUCUUCUCCCAGCGCGAGCUGGAUACCAUCAAAAGCCUGCACGGGGCACCUUCACAUAUCGGCAACGACGAGGACGGCCUUGUGGAAUAUGGGUUCCGGUUGUUCUACACCUACUGGGCGUUGAAAGAAGCAUAUAUAAAGAUGACAGGGGAGGCGUUAUUGGCGCCGUGGUUGAAAGAAUUGGUCUUCACGAACGUUGUUGCGCCGGAGCCCGCAGGCCGGGACUUGCAAACCUUGGGUGAGCCGUAUACUGGGGUCAAAACAUGGUUGUAUGGAAAGGAAGUGGAUGAUGUGCGAGUUGAGGUCGUUGCAUUUGAGAAGAAUUAUCUUAUUGCUACUGCAGCCAGAGGGGGUAGGAUUGGGCGGGGAAGUAGAGGAGAUGGUGCAGAUCCAUGGCAGCGGUUGCAGAAGAUUGACAUUGAGGAAGAUGUUAGACCUUGCGCAACGGGUGUUUGCCAAUGCUUGAAGUAGCUCUUGUUUCGCCCCCACUAACGUCGUGCCAAAAUCCUACGUUUAUAUAAACAUGCACGUAAGGUUUGAACAGCAAGUGGAUAUGUUCUAUUGAUCUGGUAGCCUACA
Aspergillus pseudonomiae is the source of this 1365-nucleotide messenger RNA. RefSeq names its product 4'-phosphopantetheinyl transferase family protein. NCBI's taxonomy places the organism in Eukaryota, Fungi, Ascomycota, Eurotiomycetes, Eurotiales, Aspergillaceae. The transcript has a single exon. Gene Ontology annotation, cellular component: cytosol. Gene Ontology annotation, molecular function: magnesium ion binding; holo-[acyl-carrier-protein] synthase activity. Bases 226 to 1257 code for a protein of 343 amino acids. The record is from RefSeq and is a predicted model, not a curated record.